Molecule: messenger RNA, 2642 nt
Organism: Elgaria multicarinata webbii
Lineage: Eukaryota; Metazoa; Chordata; Lepidosauria; Squamata; Anguidae
Gene: IRF2BP2
Product: interferon regulatory factor 2 binding protein 2
Exons: 2
Coding region: 471-2195 (574 amino acids)
Biological process (GO): regulation of transcription by RNA polymerase II
Cellular component (GO): nucleus
Molecular function (GO): transcription corepressor activity
Source: RefSeq, a predicted model, not a curated record
GAGAGCCUAGCACGCAGGCGCUCCUGGGCACUGUCGAAGAAUCGAGUCACUGGAGCAGAGCGCACAAGCGGCGGCGGCGACGGCUUCUGGAGUCCCCGCCCCAGUGCGAGUGUCUGGGCGGCCGGCAGCCGGCGGGCAGCGCUGUAGUAGCGAGAGCGCGGAGCGGGAAGAAGCGAGCAGUCGUGCUGUCCUGGGGGUCUGAGAGUGCCGUGUUUGGGCGAUGUUGCAUCUCGCCGCGCCGCUGUGAGUGACUGCAGCCGGCGGGGUUCGGAGAGCCAGGCAAGAACGCGAAGGCGCUUUCCCGCCCCGCUCGCCUUGGAGCUGCCCUUGCUCCCCCGAGGAGGUGGCAAUCUCUGCAAGAGGCUGCCGCAGCUGCAAAGCACAGAGCCUCCCCGGUGGCUAGAAGAGCAGCGGUGGGAAGAGGAGGUAGGGGACGAGGCGCGGGGCGCUCGCUGCCCCUGGACUCGGCCAUGUCGUCCGCGGCGGUAGCGGUGGCCGCUGCCUCCCGCAGGCAAUCGUGCUACUUAUGCGAUUUACCCCGCAUGCCCUGGGCUAUGAUCUGGGAUUUCACCGAGCCCGUCUGCAGGGGCUGUGUCAACUACGAAGGGGCCGAUCGGGUGGAGUUCGUGAUCGACACGGCUCGGCAGCUCAAGCGGGCGCACAGUUUCCAGGAAGGCCGGGCUCCGCCGCCGCCCCACGCUAAGCAGCAGCAGCCGCUCAGUGCCAAAGAGAUGCACUCUGCGGCGGUGGCGGCAGCUGAAGCGGCGUCUCGCGCCCCGCCGCAGUCCCACGAGCGCUACUCUCUGGCAGCCUCCGCCUCGUCCGAGCGGCCGCCGCCGCGCCUGGGACCCGAGUACGGAGGCGGCAGCAGGCAGGUCAAUGGCAUCCUGGUGCCCAACGGUUUUUCCAAGCCCGAGGAGCCGCCUGAACUUAACCGCCAGAGCCCUAACCCGCGGCGGACGCACGCCGUGGCCCCCACUUUGGUGCCCCUCAUGAACGGAGCUUCCUUGCCCGCCGCCAUCAGCAUCAACAGCCGGGCGGCGGCUGCAGCGGCCUCCUUGGCAGCCAUCUCCGGAGCGCCCACCCCGCUGCAGGUGUCGGUCUCGCAAGCGCAGCAAAGCCAGCAGCAGCCUGGGGAAGUGGGGGGGCACAAACGGCCCGGCUCAGUGUCUUCGUCGUCGUCGAGUAGCGGUGGGGGCAGCAGCGGCGGAGCGAGCGACCUGGAGGGCAAGGACAAGGGGCAGCAGCAGGCGCGGGGCUCGGCGGACAACCUGGAGCAGCUCGGCGUGGAGAGCAAAAGCCGGGGAGCGGCGACGGCGGGCGGCUCGGAGCAGGAGUGGCUGAGCAAGCCCAAGACGGUACGAGACACACUGCUGGCCUUGCAGCACAGCGGCCACGCGGUGCCCUACGAGAGCAAGUUCAAGAAGGAGCCCGGCAUGGCAGGGAGGCUGCUGGGCUACGACAGCAACGGGGCCGUGGCCAAAUCAGGGGCACGGGCUGCAAGGAAGAGAAAGCCUUCUCCAGAGCCAGAAGGUGAUGCUGGACCUCCUAAAAUCAAUGGCGAAGCACAGUCAUGGUUACCAACCUCAUCAGAAGGGAUGAAAAUACCAAUGGCAGCUGCAUCUUUCAUGUCCCCACCACCACCCACCGCUUCGCCUCAUUCCAACCGGACCACACCACCCGAGGCAGUCCAGAAUGGCCAGUCCCCAAUGGCUGCACUGAUUUUAGUUGCAGACAAUGCCGGGGGUAACCAUGCCUCCAAAGAUGCUAACCAGGUUCACUCCACCACCAGGAGGAAUAGCAGUAGCCCACCCUCUCCAUCUCCUAUGAACCAAAGAAGGCUGGCCAGGGAGGUGCCAAGUCAAGGGGCAAACACUGGAGGGAUGGAGCCAGUGCACCCGGCCAGCCUCCCAGACUCUUCUCUGGCAGCAAGUGUCCCGCUGUGCUGCACUCUGUGUCACGAGCGCUUGGAAGACACCCACUUUGUGCAGUGCCCCUCUGUCCCAUCCCAUAAAUUUUGCUUCCCUUGCUCCAGACAGAGCAUCAAGCAGCAAGGAGCUAGUGGUGAAGUGUAUUGUCCCAGUGGGGAGAAGUGCCCUCUGGUGGGUUCCAAUGUCCCUUGGGCCUUCAUGCAGGGAGAGAUUGCAACCAUUCUUGCAGGAGAUGUGAAAGUGAAAAAAGAGAGAGAUUCGUGACUUUUCCAGUUUCUCAGUGCAACAUCACCUUUAACAUAAAAACUUUGAAUUGUAUAUAUCUAUAAAUACCUAUAAAUAUCUAUAUAUAUAUUAUAUAUAUAUAUAUAUAUAUAUAUCUCCAAGACAAGGGAAAUGUAGACUUCAUAAAACAUGGCUGUAUAAUUUUGAUUUUUUUGAAUACAUUGUGUUUCUAUAUUUUUUGAAGACAAAAGGUAUGUACUUACAAAAGCGCUUUUUUUCUUUUCCUUUUUUUUUCUUUUGCUCUUAUAGAAACUAUUUGUUGUGCUUCCUUGGUGACAGUUACUGUUCAGUGUAGGCUGUGACUUGCGCUGCUUUUUUUAGAGAGCACUUGGCAAACCAGAAAUGCUUCUAGCUGUAAUUGUAUGCACUUGGGUUUUUUCCUCUUUUUUUAAUGCCAAAUACAUCUUCUGACAUUGUAAAGAUCGC